Molecule: messenger RNA, 1020 nt
Organism: Echinops telfairi (small Madagascar hedgehog)
Lineage: Eukaryota; Metazoa; Chordata; Mammalia; Afrosoricida; Tenrecidae
Gene: PNOC
Product: prepronociceptin
Exons: 3
Coding region: 19-549 (176 amino acids)
Biological process (GO): sensory perception; neuropeptide signaling pathway; chemical synaptic transmission
Cellular component (GO): dendrite; plasma membrane; axon terminus
Molecular function (GO): opioid receptor binding
Source: RefSeq, a predicted model, not a curated record
GUUUCCCACUCCUGCGCCAUGAACAUCCUGCUCUGGGACCUCCUGCUGCUCAGCCUCUUCCCCAGCGUGCUCAGCAGCUGCCAGAGGGACUGCCUGACCUGCAGGGAGAGGCUCGGCCCGGCCCUGGACAGCUUCGACCUCGAGGUGUGUAUCCUUGAGUGUGAAGAGAAGGUCUUCCCAAGCCCUCUCCUGACGCCAUGCACCAAGGUCCUGGCCAGGAGGUCCUGGCAGCUCAGCCCUACUGACCCAGAGGAUGAGGCUACGACUCUUUACCAGCCGAGAGCGUCUGAGAUGCAGAACCUCAAGCGCAUGCCCCGAGUCAGGAGCCUGAUGCAAGAACAGGAAAGCACGCAGCCUGCCCCAGAGGAGGCCGGAGAGAUGGAGCAGAAGCAGCUGCAGAAGAGGUUUGGUGGUUUCACCGGGGCCCGGAAGUCUGCCCGGAAGUUGGCCAACCAGAAGCGGUUUAGUGAGUUUAUGAGGCAGUACCUCGUCCUGAGCCUGCAGUCCAGCCAGCGCCGGCGCACCCUGCACCAGAAUGGUAAUGUGUAGCCGGGAAGGGGAGCCCCUCCCAGCUGCACCGUCCACUUCAACCCAUGAGUGUCCGGGCGAUCCCCAAAACAGCAUGUCUCCAGCCCCAGACCUGCCGGCAGGGAAUCAAGAGCCCUUCCUCCCUAAGGCACUGAUCAUCCGCAGGCACUGCGGCUCUGCCUCCAGGUCUCCGCUCCCGGGGAGAAGCCCCCCAUCUGGCUGUACCCACCGUCUUCCCCAUGGCAUGUUCCACCACACCCGUUGCUACAUCAGAGUGUAUUUUUGUAAUUCCUCCAGCUAACAUUUAAAUGGCCCCAGCUUCCUUCUGCCCUGCCUCUUCCCUCUCCUAGGGGCAGGUUAAAGGAAUCAGACCAAUCAAAUACAAGCCGGGGGUUGACUUGUCACUGCCAUAACUUGUUUGUAAGAGAGUUGUUCUUUCUGACUGAAUGUUUUCAACAAAUAUUUCUCCAUUAAACUUCUGAGCAAAUGGUU